Empidonax traillii (willow flycatcher) is the source of this 764-nucleotide messenger RNA. It is a transcript of the gene TMEM141, whose product is annotated as transmembrane protein 141. The record is from RefSeq and is a predicted model, not a curated record. The coding region runs from base 79 to 534 and encodes 151 amino acids. NCBI's taxonomy places the organism in Eukaryota, Metazoa, Chordata, Aves, Passeriformes, Tyrannidae. The transcript is spliced from 5 exons.
CCGCCAUCGCCGCGCCGGAAGGGGCGGGUGCGAGCGGCGGGUCUGCCCGGGGCUGUGAGCGGGACGGGCAGCUCCGCCAUGGUGAACUUGGGGCUGCGGCGGGUGGAGGAUGAUGUGGCUGCCAAGCACCCGGCGCUGCAGCAGUACGCGGCCUGCCAGUCCCACGCCUUCAUGAAGGGCAUCGGCACCUUCCUGGCAGGCAGCGGGGCCGCCUUCACCGUGCAAAAGCUGGCGCGGCAGAAGCUGCCGUACAGCUCGCAGUGGAGCCUGCUGCUGGCCGCGGGUGCUGCUGGCACCCUCAGAAGCACCUCGGUCUCCCCAGCCGCAGGGUCCCUCGCGAGCUAUGUGGUAACCAGAGCUGAGACACAGAAAUGCUCCGACUUCUGGAUUUACCUGGAGACAGGCAAGUCCCCACAGGAGCUCGGCGUGACUGGUGGGGUAUCUCAGCCCUCAGAAAACCUGCUCAGCACAGAGGACAGGGACAGCGCCACACUGCCGGUGAGGAGGAACAGGUAUGGGGACGUGGUGGAGUAGCCAGCAAAGCACAGCACUCUGUACCUGUGUCCCACUUCAGCCCCUGCUGCUGCCCAGCCGGUCGUUGCCCAUGCUGCCUGUGAGUCUGGUGGGCUUGGUGACUCUGUUUGGAAGCUCAGAGGACUUGAUCCUGCAGCGAGAGUGUGGUGGAGGCACCACAGGGAUCACUGCUGCCUGCCCCAUGGCCUCUGAACAUUCCACUGGGGGUACAAUAAAAGUCAAGAACUGAA